Messenger RNA from Arvicanthis niloticus (Nile rat), 3572 nucleotides. RefSeq names its product R3H domain and coiled-coil containing 1 like (gene R3hcc1l). NCBI's taxonomy places the organism in Eukaryota, Metazoa, Chordata, Mammalia, Rodentia, Muridae. The record is from RefSeq and is a predicted model, not a curated record.
GAGUUGAACGGCAUGGAAUGAGGAAGGCAGAGCUGGAUAGUGUCAUAGAAAAUAAAUGAUAAUGUCCAACAGCUUCAAUGACUAAUGCUUAAGUUAGACAGCCUGAAAAUACUUCCAGUUGGUUUGGCGACAAGGACACUGGCUGCAACAAGGACAUUUUCUGCGGGGGGCAGAAGCUGCAGUGUAGAACUCAGCACACAUAAGGAAGUAAGUAGAGACACUAAGCGCAGAUUACGCUCGAAGAAACUCGCCUGUGGACGAGGAAAGACACACGGUAUGACUGAGUAGGACGUGAGAAGAUUUGAGCCCAUUCACAGCUGAGGGUAGAGAUGGAGGAUGGAUACAGGAGAUAGAGGAGCGUCAACGCCCUCCCGCCCUCUCUAUUUGCCAGCCCCGCCCCCACGUGAUGUGACCGGGUCUCGCGAAGACUACAACUCCCAGGAAGUCCCGCAGCGUGGGCGGAGCCAAGCCCUGGCGCGCACCCCAGCGGCGAGCGGAAGAGCAGGCGCUUCGUGGUGGCGGCGGAAGCGGAGAGCGACAGGGUCCCGAUUGGAGUGGUGCCAUGCAGCAAGAAGCAGAGAGAUGUAGAGUUCGAACCAAAAGGCCUGACAUGGCACUUUAUGUACCUAAGGCUCGAAGGGGAACAGCUCUCCUCAAGUCAGGUGACCAGAAGGAAAGCCAUGGGCCUCCUGCCUUUGUGCCAGAAGAACAAAAAGAAGUUUGUGUGCCCCAGAAGAUCUCUGCAAGUAAACCCAAGUCCCAAAGACUAAGUGCGGGUCAUUCUGAUAAAAAGGAUAUUGACUGUAGGGAAGGAAACAGAUCUUCAUUAAAAUUAAGGAAAGACAGGUGCUUACAAAAAAGGAAUAAAGAAAAGGCUUGUUCUAAGAGAGGAACUGAAGAAUCCAUAGAAGCCUUGUCCCAAGAACAUCAACACAGAGCUCCCGACUCUAGGAUUGUAUCUAGUAUCCAUUUACGAAGACUUUCUAAACCAAAGGAGAUGGAGUGUUUGGAAGUUCACACUGCAAAAGCAACAGGACACUGGGGGUCAUCUCCAUCGCAGUCUUCUUCAGAAGUCAGUGCUGCUCAGGUUCCAAACAGACCAUUCCAGAAUGUGGAACUCUGUGACUUCAGUGGGGAAACUUUUGUAAAUAGAGAUUUGGAAAGCAGCGUUGUAAGUGAGGCCAACAUUAUGGAGCUAGUCUCCCAAUUUUCUCAAGUUGUUAGCACUGUGCUGAAGCCAGACGGUAUGGCUAUGCCAGUAACACUAAGUUCUGAUUCUGAAACUGCACCAGACAGUAUGGAAACAUCAGGUGGAGUGUCAAAGCACAAUCCUGGGAACAUCUUUGCAGUUUCUCUUCCUGGAGGUCCAGAUGAUGAUGUUGAUUCAACUUUUCUAGACUUUGAAGCUGAGAGUGAGGGUACAGUCAACAGUACAGAGUCUGUUUUGGGUCAAAAAGGUGUAGAUUCCAUUCCUGAGACUAUGGAUAACGUUUCUCUUAAAAUGGCUAUAGUCAGCAAAUUAGAGAGCACAAAUGGCAUUAUUGAUGCAGCAGUGACUAGAGAAUGUGAGAGUGACAGCUCUGCUGAUGAGUUAUGUGUAAAUUCUGAACCUUCUGAUACAGUGGUCCUUGUUCAUGAAAUAGACACAGAUAAUGGAUUUAGGAAUGUAUGUGACAGUACCAGCAAGGCAUGUAUGGUGGACAUUGCAGGUACAGUUUGUGACCCUGUAACUGUAGGCUGCCCUUGUACAGUUGCAGUUGGACAAUCUGGUGAUAGUGGCAACACGAGAAAUUCCUCAGAUUAUAUAGAAAUGAGUGCAGAUGUAGCCCUGCUUGAUACAGCGAAGAGUAAGAACGACUCUGAAAACCUUAGGAGCCUGAGUGCUAGCUUGGAUAUUUAUGCUGAGAGUAUUGCAUCUGGUUUUACAGAGUCAACAGGAAAGUUGAUAGAAAGUGUGUCAGAUUGUGUUUCCUCUUUACCCAUAAAGAAGACUGCUGAUAGUAAUUUUACCACUUGUCUGGACUCUGAACUGAGUAUGUCAAAUGCAUCAGGUGUACUUUUGGAGAGUGCCUUGGGUGGUGAUCUGGAUACUAUGGAGGAGAUGACAGAGGCCUUACAUGACCUAAGAACUGCUGAAGAAUUUAAAACAAAAGAGGAAGAUGACUCAGAGAGCAUAGUGUAUGAUGUAUCAUUUUCUGAUUCAUCUGUGGAAACAUCUGUAGAUCUAAAAACAACAGACACUUCUCACAUACAAGGAAGUAUUGCUGUGGAGGAAAGCUGGGAAUCUAUGUUUAAUGAUGAUGGUGAUUGUGUAGAUCCACGUCUUCUACAAGAGUUGUCCGGGAAUAUGAAGAACAGAAAAAGCAUCCAGGAGCCUAAAUUUGAUUAUUACAGCCAUGAACUUCCUGAUAUUGACCUCAAUGAAUGUGAAUUCCCACAUGUCAUUGAAAUUUAUGAUUUUCCUCAAGAAUUUCGUACAGAAGACCUUUUGCGGAUUUUCUGCAGUUACCAAAAGAAAGGAUUUGAUAUUAAAUGGGUAGAUGAUACACAUGCCUUAGGAGUUUUCUCCAGUCCAAUCACAGCUCGAGAUGCCCUGGGUAUUAAACAUACCAUGGUGAAGAUCCGGCCCUUGUCACAGGCCACAAGAGCAGCCAAGGCCAAAGCUAGAGCUUGUGCUGAGUUUCUCCAGCCAGCAAAGGAACGACCUGAGACUUCUGCAGCCUUAGCCAGAAGGCUAGUCAUCAGUGCCCUUGGGGUUCGAAGCAAACAGAGCAAAACUGAAAGGGAAGCGGAGCUCAGGAAACUGCAGGAAGCCCGAGAGAGAAAACGGUUGGAAGCCAAGCAACGGGAAGACAUCUGGGAAGGCAGAGACCAAUCUGUGGUUUGAACGUCACUUACUCAAAGAAAUGAAUCCAUGAAUUAGGAAGUGUUUGAUAUUCUUGAGACAAGAGGAUCUUUCCAGAGCUGUGCACGUGCAGAUGAGCGUGUUAAAGAGAAUGUGAACAAGACAGAAGACUAAGAGAACAAAGAGUCCGGUCCUCACUCUUGAAUUCAGACCUGUCCACUGUGGUAGAGAUGUUAAAAGGAACUGUCAUGUAGAAAGGAAAAUGGAAGACUUGGCUGCUAAGAGUCCUGAGUAGAGCAGGUCGUGUUAGUGUAGGUCAUACCUCCAGGAAAUCUGAAGCAAAUGUAAAGCAAAACAGAGGAUUCAAGCCUGCAGUGACAGGAGUCGGAGGUCCAUGGCAGGGUGUUCCUUAGUACUUCAGAGUUGAGAGCUGCAGGAUGAGGGGAGUGGAAGCAGCUCACAGACAUGAGUUCCUGGUGCACUCAGCUCGUACAGAGGCUACACUGCCUGCCUCAGAACUGCAAAGCCACUGAACCACGGCACAUCGUGGGUAUUUGGACUCCUGAGUUUGUACUAAGCUUGGUACCUGGUACUGCUCCAUCUGCACAGCAGCUAGGGGUCUGCUACCUUCCUUGUGAAAACCAGUCCUAGAGAAUUGAGUACCAGCUCCAUUUUAAUCAGUAAUAUGUUGUGAGAGGGAGAAAUUAAAGGCUAUUUUAUAACAUAA